AUGAAUCCCACCGACCCAACAGGGUCCGCACCGGUCAACAAGCCCAAGGUCCGGCUGAGCUGCGAAACCUGUCGACAGCGUAAAGUCAAAUGCGAUAAGCUGGACCCGUGCACGAACUGCCAGCGUCUCGGGGCGAGAUGUGUCCCGGUUGAGCGGGCGCGUCUGCCUCGUGGCAGAUCGGGCCGCUUGGCAACAGAGCGACCCGGGGAUCAGGAUGCGAAUUUGAAAGAUCGCGUCUCGAAGCUGGAAAGUAUCCUUCGGGAUCUGGCUCGUGGGGGCAGUCAAGCUUCUGCUCGGGCUAUCUUGGCUGCGGCGGUCGAGGAGGGCUCGCAGGAUGGGGAGAAUUCGCUCGGCGACGACGAUUCGCAGGCUGGGGGGGUCCGCACGCCUGAUACGUAUCUCGGGUCUUCGUUUUGGGCUAAUCUUUUGAAUGAGGUGCCGGAUAUGCAUCCGAGUGAGCGUCGGAGCUCAAAGAGUGAUGACCAUGAUGCUGAGAAUAGGAAUCUCAUUAGCUAUCGUCGGCUUUUGACUAUGGCUAGCGGGGGUGGGAUCAAAAGUGAACCUGUGUGUUCCUCGCCGACCCAUCAGCAGCUAUGUUGUCUAUUCAUGCAGAGGGUAGACCCGCUUUGCAAGAUCCUACACCGGCCAACACUCAAGGCAUUUCUCGUGGAUGGAAGUCCGUAUCUGGACUAUGAGCCGGGACAUCUGGCUCCAACUGCGCUCGCCUAUUCGGUGUACUACGCAGCGUCGUGCAGUCUCAUUGACGAAGAGAGUAUGCGCUGCUUCGGCAUCCCCAAGUCAUCCAUGGUCGCACGAUACCAUAAGGAAGCAGAGACAGCCCUGGCCCGCGCGGACUUUAUCACCACCAACGACCUCACCGUCCUCCAGGCCUACGUGCUCUUCCUCCUCGCACUGCGCUCCCAAGACCAAAGCCGCCGCAUGUGGACGAUGCUCAGCAUGGCCCUCCGCAUCGGACAAGCCCUCUCCCUCCAUCUCCCCGACCCCCCGUUCCACGUCCGACCCUUCGAACGUGAACUCCGCCGACGCCUCUGGAUCGCCAUCGGCUUCCUCGACGUCCAAGCCUCCAUGGACCGCGCCUCCGAACCAAUGAUGCAAGCCAGCUGGCUCGAAUCCCACCCCCCAGCCAACGUCAACGACAUCGACCUCAGCCCCAACAUGGAAGCCAACCCCGUCGACUCCCCCGGCUUCACCGACAUGACCUUCACCAUGAUGAUGCACAAAUCGCAAUACGUCGCCCGAUCCCUCAACUUCUCCGACUUCAUGGAACCCUCCAUCACCACGCUCGCCAUCCGCCAACAACUCGUCCUCGAAUUCAAACAAUCCGUCACCAAACUCCUCCACCACUCCAACCCCGACCACAUCCCCCUCCACUGGCUCACCCGCGCCAUCGCCGAAUGCACCCACGCCUCCCUGCAACUCAUCACCCUCCGGCCUCUCCAACGCGCCCCCAACUUCACCCCCCCGCACGUCCGCGGCGACCGCCUCCUCGAAUUCGCCGUCAACGUCCUCAUCCUCUCCCGUCGUCUCCGCUCCGACCCCCGCUUCGCCACCUACCAAUGGUUCGAAUUCGCCUUUCCCCCCUGGCACUGUCUCGCCGUCGCCCUCGCCGAGCUCUGCGUCUGCGACGACCAAUCCGUCAUGGAACGUUUCUGGGAUCCCAUCGAAGAUACCUUCCACCAACUGGGUCGCCUCAUCGCUGACUCCCAGCGCGGUAUGCUCUGGAAACCCAUGGAAAAGAUCAUGGCGCGUGCACGCGAACGACGCGCACAGCUACUUGCCACGGACGCUUUCUCCCCCUCUACCACAACAACCAUCCAACAACAACAACCCCAACAACAACAACAACAACAACAACAACAACAACCCCCAAUCCCCAUACAAAUACCCCCACAAGACUUCAUCCCCGGAAUGCACACAGACACUCAAGUCGGCCUCGACCAAGCCGUCGCGGCCAUGAACACGCCCGAAAGUGUAGACAGCACGUGGCCGAAUGUCUGGGACGCGGUGGAUUUCAGUUACGCGGCGCCCGGACCCGCGCAGAUGGCGUGGACGAGUUAUGGGGAUUUCGUGGCGGAGUUUUAUGUUAAUGUUGAUGAUCCGUUGGUGAAUCGGUGA
Aspergillus ibericus CBS 121593 is the source of this 2136-nucleotide messenger RNA. RefSeq names its product Zn(II)2Cys6 transcription factor. Gene Ontology annotation, molecular function: DNA binding; DNA-binding transcription factor activity, RNA polymerase II-specific; zinc ion binding. Gene Ontology annotation, biological process: DNA-templated transcription; regulation of DNA-templated transcription. The record is from RefSeq and is a predicted model, not a curated record. Bases 1 to 2136 code for a protein of 711 amino acids. NCBI's taxonomy places the organism in Eukaryota, Fungi, Ascomycota, Eurotiomycetes, Eurotiales, Aspergillaceae. The transcript is spliced from 3 exons.